Symbiodinium sp. CCMP2592 is the source of this 411-nucleotide messenger RNA. The record is from the annotation of a GenBank genome assembly. NCBI's taxonomy places the organism in Eukaryota, Dinophyceae, Suessiales, Symbiodiniaceae.
AUGUCGUCUCGGAUGUAUUCCAUCAACAAGGGAGCCGGGGACGCGACCAAUCGAGGGCAUGCCCAGGGAAGUGGAAAAGGCUGGAGGCCAUGGAAGCCAGAGUCCACGGUAGCGGUCACAGGCAUCACAGACAAGAUGAAGAAGACAGUGCUGCAAGCCUCUUUCGGGGAAUUUGGCAGGAUCAUCCGCAUCGAGGUGCCGGAUGGCAAGACAGUUGCCUUCGUGGAGUUCGAAGAGCGCCGGGAUGCCGACGAUGCGGUGAAAGAGAUGCACAAUGCUCUCGUGGAAGGGCGUCGAAUCGGAGUGCGAAUGGUGGAAGAUUUGGAAGCCAAGCAGCCCCGCGCUCGUGAAGAUCCUUCCGACAGGCCUCGAGACCGCAGCCGAAGCCAAGCGCGAAGGUCAAGACGGUGA